Apodemus sylvaticus (European woodmouse) is the source of this 3173-nucleotide messenger RNA. RefSeq lists its product as uncharacterized. The coding region runs from base 444 to 1601 and encodes 385 amino acids. The record is from RefSeq and is a predicted model, not a curated record. The transcript is spliced from 2 exons. NCBI's taxonomy places the organism in Eukaryota, Metazoa, Chordata, Mammalia, Rodentia, Muridae.
CCCCUUCUCCCCUCUAAUUCUGUACCAUCCUUUCUAUGAGUAUAGUCCUGCCCUCCUGAAAAAAACCAUUGAGAGUUCUAGAUUUGGUAAUAGGAGUAAAGAAUGAAUAAUGUAAACAAGUGUUAAUCUACAUUUAAUUCUUAAUGUCAAUUAAUAAGCGUAACAGUGGCAGCUAACACAAUUCCUGCUCCGUGCUGUUUAAACUGUGUGUGAGCAGUAAGAGAAACCGGUCUUAGACUUUCCGAGGAGAGCGGAUUGUGGGCAGUGUUUAUUACCAGAACUGGAUCUUCUGUUGAGCCUUCUCUGUAGUUAAGGGGUCAGAUUUAGAUGUUCACACAAUACUGCAGCAUAUGUCUAACUUGUUUCUUUUUAAAAAUCAUAGACUUGCUCAGUAAUGAAAGAUCUUCACUACUGCCUGGUCCUUCACCGUGAAGCUGCCGUACAUGGUGACAGGCCUUACAGUGACAUACAUGGUGACAGGCCUUACAGUGACAUACAUGGUGACAGGCCUUACAGUGACGUACAUGGUGACAGGCCUUACAGUGACGUACAUGGUGACAGGCCUUACAGUGACGUACAUGGUGACAGGCCUUACAGUGACGUACAUGGUGACAGGCCUUACAGUGACGUACAUGGUGACAGGCCUUACAGUGACAUACAUGGUGACAGGCCUUACAGUGACAUACAUGGUGACAGGCCUUACAGUGACGUACAUGGUGACAGGCCUUACAGUGACAUACAUGGUGACAGGCCUUACAGUGACGUACAUGGUGACAGGCCUUACAGUGACAUACAUGGUGACAGGCCUUACAGUGACAUACAUGGUGACAGGCCUUACAGUGACAUACAUGGUGACAGGCCUUACAGUGACGUACAUGGUGACAGGCCUUACAGUGACAUACAUGGUGACAGGCCUUACAGUGACGUACAUGGUGACAGGCCUUACAGUGACAUACAUGGUGACAGGCCUUACAGUGACAUACAUGGUGACAGGCCUUACAGUGACGUACAUGGUGACAGGCCUUACACCAGCGUACAUGGUGACAGACCUUACAGUGACGUACAUGGUGACAGGCCUUACAGUGACAUACAUGGUGACAGGCCUUACAGCGACGUACAUGGUGACAGGCCUUACAGCGACGUACAUGGUGACAGGCCUUACAGCGACGUACAUGGUGACAGGCCUUACAGCGACGUACAGGGUGACAGGCCUUACAGCGACGUACAGGGUGACAGGCCUUACAGCGACGUACAGGGUGACAGGCCUUACAGCGACGUACAUGGUGACAGGCCUUACAGCGACGUACAUGGUGACAGGCCUUACAGCGACGUACAUGGUGACAGGCCUUACAGUGACGUACAUGGUGACAGGCCUUACAGCGAUGUACAUGGUGACAGGCCUUACAGCGACGUACAUGGUGACAGGCCUUACAGUGACAUACAUGGUGACAGGCCUUACAGUGACGUACAUGGUGACAGGCCUUACAGUGACGUACAUGGUGACAGGCCUUACAGCGACAUACAUGGUGACAGACCUUACAGUGACGUAUGACGUACAUGGCGACAGCCCUUACAAUGACGUACAUGGCAACAGCCCUUAGAGCGACACAUGUGGUGACAGGCCUUACAGUGACACACGUGGUGACAGGCCUUACAGCGACAUACAUGGUGACAGGCCUUACAGCGUCAUACAUGUUGACAGGCCUUACAGUGACAUACUUGGUGACAGGCCUUACAGCGACGUACGUGGCGACAGCCCUUAGAGCGACACAUGUGGUGACAGGCCUUACAGUGACACAUGUGUUGACAGAUCUUACAGUGACACACGUGGUGACAGGCCUUACAGCGACAUACAUUGUGACAGAUAAUGGCGUAUUUGUAGCUUUUACCCAGUGGGCUAUUUUUUCCCUGUAAGGAUAGAUAGAUCCAGCUGUGUAAGCAGGAGUGACACUUAAGGAAAACUAUAUCAUAGCUUGCCUCUAAUUUUAGAAAUGGAAAGCUACCGUCCUGAGCAGCGAACGGUUUAUAUCCAGACUUUCCUUAAUAGAUCACACUCACAGAUCCUGAUGAUUGGAUUAGGCAGGGCUGUGUUACGUGAUUCCUGGUUUCCAAGAAAACAGAAAUUGUGAACUUUUAUUAUAAGACAUGUUUUGAAAAGUUAGCUACAGGAGACAACACAUUCUCACUGCCGUUAGGAUAGGCUUUUGGUCUUUGGUCCUUUAGGAAGCACAGCUGUAUCUCAGCAGUGCUGGAGCGUGACCCACCCUGGAUGAGGGGUGGAAAAGGGGGUUUGAGCUUCAGUGGCUCUCGUGUGUGUGUGUGUGUGUGUGUGUGUGUGUGUGUGUGUGUGUGUGUGUGUGUGUGUGUGUGUGUGUGUGCUUGCCUCAGCACAUGCGGAAGUCUGAGGACGCUUUGCAGGAUCAGCUCUCUGUUGCUGCCUGCGUGUGGGUCUUGGAGAUCAAGUUCAGGCGCCCGGCUUGCCUUGCCUCAGCCAUGCUCUGCAUUCUUCACAAUGAGUGUAUGAGGUUGAUAAUAUUAAUAUCCCCAUAUUGUAGAUGAGGAGUGUGAGUUAAGUAUUUGCCCAGAAAGUAAUAACCAUGUUCUGUGGUUCAGCACUGUGCAUUAAAUGAUAAUGGGAACGUCCCAUGCGCACAUCCAAGGCGUGUGCACUGCUGUGCAGCUCAGAGGAUUGCAGUGUCUAUGCCCUAAAGUACACCUUGGAACCUUAAGUUCCUGUCUCCUGAGAUUAAACUCCCUGUCAGGUAAGCAGAGGGACUUAAGAGCGACUCAGUUCCUUGUCAUCUGAAAUUACAGUGUAAAUGUCUUAUUAAUAGCUUGCUCUGGAGAAGCUCUCAGCAAACAAGGACUUGGGGAUUCUCAGAAUUGUUUGCCCGUUUAUGAUAAAAAUGUUUACAUCUAGUAGCAUAUUUAGAUGAAAAUUAGAGAAAGUUCAUUGCUUAUGCCAGAGAGAUGACCCAGCAGGACAAAACCCUUGCUGCUCUCCCAGAGGCUCCAGGUUUGGUUCCCAGCUGCCCACGUUGGGUGGCUCUUGACCAUCUGUAAAUGUAAACCCGGCUCCAGGAGGGCUAACCCUGUCUCCUGGCAUAUGGGUAUCCACAGGCAUAUGUCACACACACAUGAAUACAUGGUAAUGACUUUGGGACACAUGUGUU